AAUACCUCAUUUCUAAAUUUUUCACUUCCUCACUCUCACUCUCACUCUCUUAGCCUCUUUCUGUUGCUUUGAAAGCCAUUUGCUUCAAAUCUCUGCAGGCAUUAGUAAAUUAGAUUGUAGUAUAAAUCUUUGAGUUUUUUUUCUUUGUUCUGCUUUUGGUUUUUGCAAAACUAUUGGUUGAUAUGAGUCAUUCCAUAUUCUGUGUUGUUUUGUUUUUGACCAUUUUCUGUGUGGGAAUUUCUUUGGCUUCUUCUAUAAAAGAACAAAAGAGAGAUAAAAUUAAGUGGUUACCAGGGCAACCAAAAAUUGUUGGAUUUGAACAGUAUUCAGGUUAUGUGACUGUGAAUGAGGAGAGUGGAAGAGCAUUGUUUUACUGGUUGACUGAAGCACCACUGAGUCAUGGACCCAAUUCAAAGCCACUAGUUUUAUGGCUUAAUGGUGGUCCUGGUUGUUCUUCCAUUGCUUAUGGUGCUUCGGAAGAAAUUGGUCCUUUUCGCAUUAGGCCUGAUGGCAAGUCACUUUACUUGAAUCCUUAUGCUUGGAACAAUUUGGCAAACAUACUGUUCCUCGAGUCUCCUGCUGGUGUUGGCUUUUCUUAUUGUAAUAAAACAACAGACAUGCAGAAUUUUGGUGACCAGAAAACAGCUGAGGAUGCAUAUAUUUUUCUAGUUAAUUGGUUUGAAAGAUUUCCUCAGUACAAACAUAGAGAAUUCUACAUGGCUGGGGAAAGUUAUGCAGGGCAUUAUGUUCUUCAGUUGGCUCAAAUUGUUAACCAGAGAAAUAAGGGAGUCAGUAAUCCAGUUAUAAAUUUUCAGGGAUUUAUGGUAAGCUUUUUAGAUUCAUGUUUUAAUCUUUUAUGUUCACAUAGACAGAACACAGUUAACUUAUGUUAUGAUAAUCAUAUUCUACUAUCGUUGCAACAGGUUGGAAAUGGUGUAAUUGAUGAUUAUCAUGAUUAUAUUGGAACAUUUGAGUACUGGUGGACGCAUGGUUUGAUUUCAGAUUCCACAUAUAAGAAACUAAACAUUGGCUGUGAUUUUGGGUCCAUUCAGCAUCCAUCAGUGCAAUGUUUGCAGGCUCUUACUGUUGCAAUUACCGAGCAAGGAAACAUCGAUGGAUAUAGCAUUAAUACACCGCCUUGUAACAAUACCGCAUCACUCAGAAGCGGCUUGCAUGAUCGUUAUCCUUGGAUGUAUAGAGCAUAUGAUCCUUGUGCUGAAAGGUAUUCUGAUGUGUACUUCAAUCGUCCAGAAGUUCAGAAGGCACUUCAUGCCAAUGUAACUGGGAUUUCAUAUGCUUGGAAGGCAUGCAGUGGUACUGUUUGGGAUUACUGGACUGAUUCCCCAUUGUCUAUGCUUCCUAUAUAUCAAGAACUUAUUAAUGCUGAUCUCCGGAUAUGGGUAUACAGUGGAGACACUGAUGCUGUAAUUCCACUUACUGCAACUCGAUAUUCUAUUGGUGCCUUGAAGCUGCCAACCAUCAUGAAUUGGUACCCUUGGUAUGAUAAUGGCAAGGUUUGUGGAUGGAGUCAAGUUUAUAAGGGGCUCACAUUGGUCACAGUAAGAGGUGCUGGACAUGAGGUUCCUCUUCAUCGGCCUCGCGAAGCAUUCAUUCUUUUUAGAUCAUUCUUGGAAAACAAGAAUAUGCCAUCAAGUUAAUCAGAUGCAUUUUCUCUUUUCCACUUCAAGUAUAGAAGAACCAAAAUAACC
Medicago truncatula (barrel medic) is the source of this 1709-nucleotide messenger RNA. RefSeq names its product serine carboxypeptidase-like 27. The transcript has 8 exons. The coding region runs from base 183 to 1658 and encodes 491 amino acids. Gene Ontology annotation, cellular component: vacuole. Gene Ontology annotation, biological process: proteolysis. The record is from RefSeq and is a predicted model, not a curated record. Gene Ontology annotation, molecular function: serine-type carboxypeptidase activity. NCBI's taxonomy places the organism in Eukaryota, Viridiplantae, Streptophyta, Magnoliopsida, Fabales, Fabaceae.